Messenger RNA from Ustilaginoidea virens, 456 nucleotides. RefSeq lists its product as uncharacterized. Bases 1 to 456 code for a protein of 151 amino acids. The record is from RefSeq and is a predicted model, not a curated record. Lineage: Eukaryota; Fungi; Ascomycota; Sordariomycetes; Hypocreales; Clavicipitaceae. The transcript has 4 exons.
AUGUUGCCGUUGCGCUGGCCCGAGAAGCGCCGUGUCCAAGGUUCUUCCAACAGCAUAGCACGGAAGGAAAGAAGGAAUCCGCCUCCAGACACGGCGAUGCUACAGGUCCCCUUGUGGCUCUUGGCUUUGCCGAGGGGCAGAACCUGCAUGCCAGAGUUGAACCGGGGCUCAUGCUACCGGCACGAUGGGCAUUGGCCUCACCCGUCAGCUAGAUCUUGUGCUCCCCUCACGGCUGGCGAAGAUGAUUCAAAUCAAAAUAUAAGCCUCGAUCGCACCGACACCUCCCUCCACCCCACCCCUGCCUUAAUUUCGGUUCCCAGUCCUCAAGGUGAGCAGUGGUGUUUUGCUUGGAAGAACCCGAAUUUCCUGAUGCGCAAAGGGGCGAUGAAAACGGGCUUCAUGAGCUCUGUCAAUCGAAGUUCCAGCAAAAGCAUGAACGAUGAUGAGGAGCUCUGA